AUGGCACCAGCAGCUGAGCAAUGCUGCCGUAACCCUCAUCUUGGUCACUGGCCCAAGAAACUUGGUGGGGACCAGCCUGCAAAUCUACCAGCAGCUGCCCCCAUACAACGGGGGCUGUCUUGCUCGGGGGAGAAACGCCGCCCCUCCUCGGAUCCCUGGCAUGGCGCGGGCACAGGAGGAAAAGCAACCACGGCCCUACCUACCGAACCCCGCUUCCCAGGGCGCUGUUACCGCUGUUCCCCGCUCGGGCCAGCCGGGGCUUGGGAGGGCAAACCGCUGUUCCCCGUGCUGAAGGGCAAACGGGCGCUGGGGAGCAGCGGGACGCCUCGUGGCUCCUGGGGCUCCCCCCCGCGCCUCACCCCCACCGCCAGGGCACGGGGCGGUGGCUCCCCGGACAUCACCGAGGAGGGGAAGCCGCACUCCCGCUACCCCCGGCCAAACACACAGCGCUGCCCCCGCGCCUCCCGUGCCCCGGCAGCGGGGCCGGCGCCCUCACCUCCGCAGCGGGGUUCAACAUGGCGCCUGCCGCCGGCCUCCUGCUCGCCGCCAUGUCCGCGGGCGGGCGGCUGCGGGCUGGCCCCGGCAGUGUCGCAGCGCCGCCGGACUCCGGGCUCGGGAGGCCCCGCUGUGGGCGGGGGGCCGGCGCGGGAGGUGCCUCCAGAGAGGCCACGUCCCGAUGUAUCAGAAAUAGCGUGGCCAGACGACCAGGGAAGUGUUUGUCCCUCUGUCCUCGGCACUGCUGAGGCCGCACCUCAAGUGCUGCGUCCGCGUCUCAAGUGCAGUCCAGUUCUGGGCGCCUCAACUCAGGAAGGACAUUGA
Messenger RNA from Corapipo altera (White-ruffed manakin), 819 nucleotides. RefSeq names its product translation initiation factor IF-2-like. Bases 1 to 819 code for a protein of 272 amino acids. NCBI's taxonomy places the organism in Eukaryota, Metazoa, Chordata, Aves, Passeriformes, Pipridae. The record is from RefSeq and is a predicted model, not a curated record. The transcript has 2 exons.